AUGAGCAAUGCUUCGCGCUUCCAAACUGUCCAGAGGAAUGUGGUGCAUGUCAUUGGCCUCACCACCAAUGUGGCGAAGGCAGAAGUUCUGAAGUGUCCCGAGUACUUUGGCCAGUACGGGAAACUGCUGCGGGUGACGGUCAGCAAGCUGCCCGUCCAGUCAAAGUCUCACAAUGGCGAGAAGAGCAUCCCGGUCUAUAGCGCGUACCUGACGUUCGAGAAACCAGAGGAGGCAUCUGUCGCAAUACAGGCCGUAGAUGGAUUUGCCGUCGAUGGGCACACGCUUCGGGCAAAUUUCGGCACCACCAAGUACUGCCGCAAAUUUCUCGAGGGCGAGAGAUGCGAGCGCAAGGACUGCAACUUCUUGCAUAAGCUCGCGGAUGAAUCGAACGAGAAGGGCAACUGGAAAGGUGGCAAAGAUGGCCGAGAUGGGAAAGGUGGUAAGGACGGAAAGUGUCACGGCCUCGGCGACAGCUGGACGGCAGGGUACUCGUCGUGGAAUGGCAAGGAAAGCUACCAGAAAGCGGAAUGGGCGGAGGACUGUCAUCAGACAGCAGCCAGCUUCACAGGUCGCAUCGACCUUCUUUUUUCAGGAUGGGAAGGGGAAGGACAGCAGGGGAAAGGACUACAAAGGCAGGUUGGAGCCACGGGAACUACUACAGAGACUGGAGGGAAGACAAGGCCGGGACUGGCUGGGCCGCCGGCCAGCGUCGCAGCAAACAUGUCGUGGACUUGCCAGGGCCACCGAAAAGAUGGGGGAAAGGGUCGGUGGAAGGACUGGGGAAAAGAAGGCAAGCACGGCAAAGACUUCAAGGCAGGGAACUGUUGGAGUCUUGGGGAUACAUUGGCAUUGGACUGUGUGUAUGAGCAGGGCAGAGGCAAAUCUUCGAAGGAAUGGUGGAACGGCUGGUACCAGCACGACUGGGGAGGCUUGGCUGGAAGUCGUUGGAGCCGUACAGGAGCGGAUGCGGGCUACGGCAAUUACGGGGACGAGCCUGAGGCCACGUAUACGCGUAUGCACAGACACUUCGCAGCUAGUGCCAUGCAAGGACCCAGCAGCUCCAGAAGCUGA
Messenger RNA from Symbiodinium sp. CCMP2592, 1071 nucleotides. The record is from the annotation of a GenBank genome assembly. Lineage: Eukaryota; Dinophyceae; Suessiales; Symbiodiniaceae.